Anolis sagrei ordinatus is the source of this 5160-nucleotide messenger RNA. Lineage: Eukaryota; Metazoa; Chordata; Lepidosauria; Squamata; Anolidae. The record is from RefSeq and is a predicted model, not a curated record.
AGCCGCACACGUGGGAACUGGGGAAGAGGAGGAGGAGGAGGAGGGGGGAAGAGGCCGGCCUGGUCCCCGCUUUCCGCCUCCUUCCUGGGGUCUCCCUCCGGGAUCAUGGGCAAAAGCAAGGCCAGGCGGUUCCGGCAGGCUCCCUACAGCCCCGCGGUGGGGAAGAUGGGCCAGGAGAAGGACCAGGAGAAGGAGGAAGGAGAGGAGGAGGAAGGCGGGUCCCCAGCCGAGGAGCUCCUGGAGAAACUGCAGCACCCCAGCGCUGACGUUCGGGAAUUUGCUUGCGCCAGCAUUUCCAAGCUCUUGCAGCAGAAACAGACAAUUCCGGCUUUUGUGCAGAGGGACGUGGUCCGGUGUUUGGGGCCCAUGCUGCUCGAUCAGAGCCUGGCAGUUCGAGAGACAGCAACGGGAGCGCUUCGAUGCUGGUCGCAGUGUCGGGCAGGCCUUGAGGAAAGCAACGGCUCACUAAAGGAUGCCAAAGACUCCAACAAGAACUAUGUUGAAGACAUUGCUUACGAGGCGGUGAACCUGCUCUGGAAUGUCUGCGAGUGCAACAGCACAGCAGUAUCUAUCUUCAACAAAGAAGGCUGCUUGCCUAUUUUGCUGCAGUAUCUGAAGAGGUUUCAUGCCAAUGUGGGCCUGGCCAUUGCGGCAGCAUCCUGUUUGCAAGCAGUGACAGAAGAUAACCCUGACCUCCUUGCGUCCUUUGACGCUUCGGCACAACAGGUCCUGGAAGCGGUCAUGGUAUCUUCUGAAAAAACCAUGGAGCACAUUCUCUUACAGACGCUGGUGGCAGGUGUCACUUGGAAUAUAAAGAACACCCUCCCUUCCGGUAGCCAAGCCGGUUCCAUCAAUGCCAUCCUGAAAAUCUUCUCCGAAUGCCUAGCCAUAGACGCUGGGGAGACUGUCCUCAAGAUGAAGGAGGUAGAAACGGAGAGGUUGAAAAGCUCCGCCGAGUCACAACCGGAGGGAAAUGUGGCGGAGGUGGACAACACAGUCCUUAAAGAAGACGAAGAGAUGGAGGAAGGGCCAAAAGAAGCAGUCAAGAGGCAAAACGAUGUCUCGGAUCUGCUUCCAUGCAACACACAGGAGGUGAAGCAAGUAGCAGCUUUACUUCUGGCUCAGCAGACAGCCCUGGAAAUCAUUGUCAAUAUGUGCUGCAAUGAGGAUCCUUCCGAUGAUGAGUGGGAAGAGUUAUCCAGCAGCGACGAGAGUGAUAAUUUCAUGGAGAACAGCUACGAAGAAGGGGAGAAGUUGCUGUCCCCCUUGUGCCUUUCGGCCGAGGUUCACACAGCCCUCAUGAACCACCUUGUGCCCAAGAAGAUACUCGAGAAAACAGCUUUCCCCAGCAGCGCUGCAGUUGAGAUCUGUACCCAAAGCCCGGCUUGGAAGCCGCUGAUUAAAAAAUUGAACAUGGUUCAAUACAGAGCUCUGACCUGCCUUCAUAGCAUCCUGUUAGUGUCCGAUGUGGAUUGUCUUGGAGGCGCAUCCGUGCUUCAGUCCCUCUCGCACCACCUCUCCCAGUUAAUAUUUUCUCAACCAGAAUUUUCAAAAGAAGUGGAGUUUCUGGAAGCUGUCACGAGUGCUUUGCGGGCGCUCCUGCAAAUGCUGGCAUCGAAUAAUAUCUCUCAGAGCAUGACUCCCGAGCAGCUGAUGACUUUAUGUGAAGCUGGCAUUCACAGUAGCAACAUCAGUGUCCGUGUGAACGUCGUGAGCAUUUUGGGAAUAGCUGGCAGUGUCCUGGCAAAAGUGGAAAGCACUGCAGAAACACUAAAGAUGAUCGGGAAAUUCCUCCUUGACGUUGUGACCAAGGAUCCGUCCCUCGUGGUUGUCGGAGAAGCUCUGGAUGCCCUUUUCGACGUUUUUGCCGACGGCAAAGAAGCGGAAAGGGCAGCGGAACAAAUAAGGCUGCUUCAUGUCCUUAAGGAAUUCCAACCCGUUUUCAAAUCGCGAAUCCGGAAAGAAGGAAAAGGACAAUACAGCACGGAUCAGUUAUGCGUCCUUGACAAUGUGAAGCUGAAUUUAAGACGAUUCAUUGCUUAUCAGGAAACGGUGGAGAAGAAAAAAUAACUUUUGGAGUAGUCUAAAGAAUGUAAAGCUAUAUUUUUUUUGUAUUGUUUCUGAUAUAUUUUUAAUCCGGAAUUAUAUAGCACCUUUCAGUGGCUGGUGGUGGGGUGGUCUGUUUGCUUUGGGUGAUGGAUUCGUGACAGAUAAAAAGUGGGAUUGGAAAUUUAAAAAAGAUUGAUUUGGUGUCAAUAAAUGGGAGACUGGUGCCUUCGCUCCAGGACUGAAACCUUUUUUGAAUUCAUGCAUCAUACAUUAAGAACCAGUGUCAGAUCUAGUGAUUGACCUGCCUAAUAUGGAAUGAAUAUUUUAUUUUUGUGGAUGACAGUGUCAUUUCUCUCUGUUGAUUCCCUGUCAAAGAUGUAGUCUUCCAGARCUUCUGUACAUGAUUUGGAAAAUGAGAGCAUUUUUAUGGACMGUUGCAUUAUUUCAUGACAACUUCUCAGUUGGUUUCUAAUCCUAAUACAUUUAGGCUUGUACUAACCCUAAUUAUUCACCUUGGUUCAUGCAAGCUGGAGUUUGGGUAUGCAUUUACACUGGAGAAUGAAUGCAGUUUGACACCACUUUAAUUGUCAUUGCUAUAGAAUGAUGGGAGUUGUAGUUUGGUGAAGCACCGGCACUCUUUGGCKGAGAAGACCUUGUAAAACUACAUCUCUCAGGAUGCCAUCACAUUGAAUUAUAGSAGUUCAAGUGGUGCCAGAUGCUGAGUGAGUGGGRUUAUUAACAAAAGACCCUCCUACACCAGUAGCGCAAAGUGAUAAAAAGAACAAAAACACACAAACCAAUGUUAUCUCUUCCUUAGGAGGCUUUUCUCUAUAGCAAAAUAAUGUGGUUGCACUAUUUACAAGACCAAGGUUUCCAUAACACAAAUAAAAUUCUUUAGACUUCCUUCUUUGCUUCCACGCUGGCCUUCUUUCUUAUGCAGAUAAACAUAUUCGCUCUCACAGAGCCUCUUCUCACAGCAAAGUUACACAGGAGCUUCACACAGUAGCUGUUUACACACAGCAACCUACACACAAGACCAAGAUUUCCAUAACAUAAAUAAAAUUCUUUAGACUUCCUUCUUUGCUUCCAUGCUGGCCUUCUUUCUUAUGCAUAUAAACAUAUUCGCUCUCACAGAGCCUCUUCUCACACCAGAGUUACACAGGAACUUCACACAGUAGGUGUUUACACACAGCAACCUACACACAUGAUGGCCUUCAACCUAGGUCUUCUUUCACUGAAUCUUCUCAUAUCGAAGCCUACUAACACUGAGGCCUACCUCACACUGAAGCGUUUCUCCCACUGAGGCCUUCUCAUAUUGAGGGCUCUCUCAAAUAAUGUUGUUGCACUAUUUACAAGACCAAGGUUUCCAUAACACAAAAUUCUUUAGACUUCCUUCUUUGCUUCCACGCUGGGCUUCUUUCUCAUGCAGAUCAACAUAUUCACUCUCACAGAGCCUCUUCUGACACCAGAGUUACACAGGAAUUUCACACAGUAGCUGUUUACACACAGCAACCUACACAUAUGAUGGCCUUCAACCCAGGUCUUCUUUCACUGAAUCUUCUCACAUCAAAGCCUACUAACACUGAGGCCUACCUCACACUGAAGCCCUUCUCACAUUGAGGGCUCUCUCAAAUAAUGUGGUUGCACUAUUUACAAGACCAAGGUUUCCAUAACACAAAUAAAAUUCUUUAGACUUCCUUCUUUGCUCCCACACUGGCCUUCUUUCUUAUGCAGAUCAACAUCUUCGCUCUCACAGAGUCUCUUCUCACAGCAAAGUUACACAGGAGCUUCACACAGUAGCUGUUUACACACAGCAGCCUACACAUAUGAUGGCCUUCAACCUAGGUCUUCUUUCACUGAAUCUUCCCACAUCAAAGCCUACUAACACUGAAGCCUUUCUCCCACUGAUGCCUUCUCACAUUGAGGGCUCUCUCAAAUAAUGUGUUUGCACUAUUUACAAGACCAAGGUUUCCAUAACACAAAUAAAGUUCUUUAUACUUCCUUCUUUGCUUCCACACUGGCCUUCUUACUUAUGCAGAUAAACAUUCGCUCUCACAGAGCCUCUUCUCACACCAAGGUUACACAGGAGCUUCACACAGUAGCUGUUUACACACAACAACCUACACACAUGAUGGCCUUCAACCUAGGUCUUCUUUCACCGAAUCUUCUCACAUCGAAACCUACUAACACUGAGGCCUACCUCACACUGAAGCCUUCCACUGAGGCCUCCUCACACUGAGGGCUCUCUCAAACUGAGGCUUCGUUCUCACUGAGCUUCCACUCACACUGAACUUACAUAGGAGCUUCACACAGUAGCCUUUUACACACAGCAGCCUUCACACUGGAGCUUUACACRCGAGGCCUUCAACCUGGGGCUUCUCUCACCAAAACCUUCUCAAACCAGGCCUCUCACACACUAGGCCUUCUAACACUGAGGCCUUUCUCUCAUUGAGGCCUUCUCACACUGAGGGCUGUCUCAGACUGACACUUCUCAUAUACUGAGGUGAACUAACAUUGARGCCUAUUCAUACUGAAGCCUAUUAACACACUGAGGYCUUCUCACACUGAGGGCUCUCUCAGACUGACACUUCUCAUAUACUGAGGUGAACUAACACUGAGGCCUAUUCAUACUGAAGCCUAUUAACACACYGAGGCCUUCUCACACUGAGGGCUCUCUCAGACUGACACUUCUCAUUGACUGAGGUGAAUUAACCCUUUCAGUUCUUGACKCACAUUUUUGUAAUUUAAAAUACCUAAUUAAUUUUUWAAAAAUAUUUCUGACACCAGACUGCAUUAAUUCUUCAAUGUAGAUGUAAACAGAUGGCAGCAAACUAACUCAACCUUCCCAUUGAUGCCAAUCAUGGCUGUAAAUGAAAGCAACCUAAGGUUACCGACACUGUCAUUGUGGUUAGAUCUAGAAAUGAUUUGCAUCCUGAAUAUUUAAUCAUAGACAUUAAACGGGMAAUCAUUGUAAUGAUUUAUAAUGGGGAAGAAAGGGAAAGCUGAUUUGGGGUGGGAUUUAUCAUCACUGAARGGCGAGCCGGAAUUGUGCCCUUUUGGUGCCGAAGUGUCAUUUUGAAAAAAGAGCAAAAUAAAAUAAUAUUUCUAGUA